CAUGGUGGGAAAGAUGGGGAGGAUGUCACUGGACUCCCAGUGUGGACGGAGGAGGACGCUGAGCUGCUUGUUCAUGUUCCUCCUGCUUCUCACCGCAGGAGGACUGCUUCUUUUCCUCCAGCAUCUCGACAAAUCGGAGACGGCGCCCCGACAUUCUGAUAUGAAACUUGAUGGAAUUGUCCAGCAAUCCAGGGAGGACAAGGAGCGAGAAAAUCAAGAUCCCCAAGUUGGUGACAUCAUGGUUCCGAGUCCAAUCUCCCCCAUCCAGUUCCCGCAUUUCUGGAAGAGUGAACAGUUGGUCAUGGGUGGAUCCCAGGAACAGGACUUGGGCUCACAGCGCAUCUCCAAGAAGCACCGCAAGCUCCUGAAAACAAGUCCACCCAUGCAGCGAACCAACACCUCUCCCUCCUCCUCCUCCUCUUCUUCUUCUUUGACUUCAUUCUCAAGAUUGUUUCCCCUCCAGCAUUGGCGGAAGCUCCUCAGCAUCUUGGAGAGACGCCGGCAGAUCAUUAAGAAGAUGUGCGCCAAGUACAAGAGCAACGUCUCCAAGACCAUCACGCAGGACCAAGUGAAGAACAUCUUUGUUGAGGACAAGCACAAGGUCCUCUACUGCCAGGUACCCAAAGCAGGCUGCUCCAACUGGAAGCGGACUUUGAUGGUCCUGGCAGGAGUAACGUCUGACCCUCACAGCAUCACCCACGAUACGGCCCACUUCGGCAACUUCUUGAAAACCCUGAACAGUUUCGACCGGCAGGGCAUCAUGCGCCGCCUGAACAGCUACACCAAAGUCAUGUUUGUGCGAGAGCCUUUCGAGAGGGUCGUGUCGGCCUACAGGGACAAGUUCGAGAACCCCAACGACUACUACCACAAAGGCUUCGGGAGGCCCAUCAUCUCCAAGUACAGGCCCAACGCCACCAGGUCGGCCUUGGCGUCGGGCAACGGAGUCACCUUCCAGGAGUUUGUGCAGUACCUGCUGGACGUGCACCGGCCCGUGGGCAUAGACAUUCACUGGGAACCGGCCAACCAACUGUGCAACCCGUGCCUCAUUGACUACGACUUCAUCGGCAAGUUUGAGAACAUGGAGGAGGAGGCCGAUCUGCUGCUGCGCUUGGUGGGGGCGCCGCGGAACCUCACGCUGCCCAAAUUCAAGGACCGGAACACGUCCGACGAGAGGACGUCGUUGAAGCUCACGCAAAAGUAUUUUGAGCGCAUCGGCGCGGUGGAGAGACAGCGGGUGUACGACUUUUACUACAUGGACUAUCUCAUGUUUAAUUACUCCAAACCUUAUCAGGCUUUACACUGAUGGAUUGGCGUGGCCACUUCUGCAGCUAUUCCACAUCGGUCGUCUUGUUUGAGGAUUUUUUCCCUUUGUUUUUACAAUCUUUGUACCAGAUUACAAGAUGCAAAAAUGUGUAUAAUGCUGCAUUCGAUUUCCGCUUGACAAUAAGCGUACCCUGGUCAAGCCUUUAUAAAUGAUUUUUCCAGAUUGGUUAUGAGCAAUGCUUUGUGAAGCCAAAGUUUCUGUCACGUCAAAAUAAAUGUGGAAGUAGACAAGAAGUUCAUUUAUUUUGAUUUUGGGGUAACUGAUGCAACAUAUUUUACUUACACGACACU
Syngnathus typhle (broad-nosed pipefish) is the source of this 1614-nucleotide messenger RNA. RefSeq names its product carbohydrate sulfotransferase 8-like. Gene Ontology annotation, biological process: proteoglycan biosynthetic process; carbohydrate biosynthetic process. The coding region runs from base 2 to 1303 and encodes 433 amino acids. Lineage: Eukaryota; Metazoa; Chordata; Actinopteri; Syngnathiformes; Syngnathidae. The transcript has 4 exons. The record is from RefSeq and is a predicted model, not a curated record. Gene Ontology annotation, cellular component: membrane. Gene Ontology annotation, molecular function: sulfotransferase activity.